Entrophospora candida is the source of this 2022-nucleotide messenger RNA. NCBI's taxonomy places the organism in Eukaryota, Fungi, Glomeromycota, Glomeromycetes, Entrophosporales, Entrophosporaceae. The record is from the annotation of a GenBank genome assembly.
AUGUCUAGAAAAUCAGAACAAGAUCUUAGGAGUAAAAAUGACUAUGUAAAAGAAAAAUAUAACUUGUUUGAAGAAUCUGGUGAAGAAUACGAAGUUGAUAAAAUAGUAGACAUGAGAACUAAAUAUGGAGAAAAUUAUUACUUGAUAAAAUGGGCAGGAUAUGAUGACAUGACAUGGGAGCCAGAGCAUCAUUUGCAUUGUCAGCAAAAACUUGAAAUAUUUUUAAAUAAAUUGGGUUGUGGUUAUAAUCCUAAAUCAAAAGAAAAUACAUCAUUUACUACUAAUAAUAAUGAGCCUUCAGCUAAAAAACAAAAAUUAGUAAAUAUUGAUGAAUUAUGGGAUGACUUGAAAAAAUUUGAAGCAAUGAGAUCUCGAUCUAAAUCCCUACCGAAUGCGAAUCGUCCCAAUAAUAAUCUCAGACGUGUGUCCAAAGGUUCAAUAGAAUCGCCACCCCCAACAGACUCAUCUUCAGAUAUGGAUAUUGAAAAUGAAAUUCCACCAAUAUCUGAAUAUAGAACUAAUUAUUCAUCACCCUCAAAUAAUUACACAUUGACGAGAGAUAAAGAUAAUUACUAUACUACUUUUCUAAAUAAUAAUGCACAACAAUCAAUGGAGGGUAUCAACACCUAUCCUAAUCAGUCCAGAAGUGCCAAUAUUCCUAAGGAUGGUUCACACCCACUUGAUGUUCCUCAGAAUAAUUCACAUUCACCUAUUGUUACUAAUAAUAGCUCACAAGUAAUAAAUGCCUCUUUAAACGGUCUACAGACACUUUGUUUUCCUCAGAAUAAUUUUCAAGCAACAAACUCUUUUUUAAAUAAUUUGCAAACAACAGCCACUUUUUUAAAUAGUUCUCAAGUAACAAACACCUUUUUAAAUAAUUCGCAUGUACUUGAUGCUCCUCAAAAUAAUUUACAAGCAACCGAUCCUUUUUUAAAUAACUCACAAGCAACAGUUAGUUUUUUAAAUAGUUCACAAGCAACGAACACUUUUUCAAAUAGUUCACAAUCACUUAAUGUUCCUCAAAAUAAUCCACAUUCACAUCAACUUAACAAGUCACCAAAUAAUCUGGAAAUUACAGAACAAAAAGAAUCGAACGAAUUAUCAUUAAUAAAUCCUACUUUUCAAGGAAAAUGGACUGGUGGUUUUUACAAAAUGGUGCGAUCGCAAAAGAUACCGAUAUAUAUUAGUAGAGUUCAUAUUGAUCCUUGGCCAAGAAUGACACCAGACUUGGAAUUAUUCGAUGCAUUAAAAUCUUUAGAUAAAAUAGUGCUUCAAAACCUUCAUCCAUUGAAUUAUGUUUUCAAUGUUUUUAAUCUUAUUAAUGGAUAUGGUCCAACUUUUGUAUCGAUGGUGUUUGUUUCAGGUGAUCAUGAAGCUAUAGAGAGAGAGAAAAUGAUGCAUAAAUGGAGUGAAAGAGCUUCAUUUACAAUUCUCAACGAUUGGGUUUUAUAUUUUCUACCAAAUAGUGGGAACAUUAAUCAAAUGCUUCAUAUUCCACGCGUUGAAUGCAAUUUCAUUCUUUUGCGAGUGAAUAAAAGUUUUUUUACAAAUUUUGAGAAUGAAGCCAUUACAAUCAACAGUAACUUUAUUAAUGAUAAAGAUUUUAAAGAUUACAAAACUUAUACAGGUGCAGAAAUGAAUAGAGCCAUAAAAUUGCCAGAGAAUCUUUAUAAAAGCUUUUCAGAAUCAAAUUAUUGCUUAUUAUCACCACCAGACCAAGCAGAAAGUUUUGAUAUGGAAUGUUAUAUGAACUAUAUUGGUGCUAAAAUGUCAAAUCUUGAAGAUGUAAAUUUGGAUUUAAUACUUGUAAAAAUCUGUCCACAAGAGAUUUUAAUUCCUGGUGGAAUCAUAAUGCCAACUUUAAAGGCUCUUACAGAAUUUGGUUCUCUGGCAUACGGACUAAAGGAAUACGUUAAUAGACAUAAUAAUUGGGUAAUUAAAAUUCAUCCGUAUAUUCUUCAAAUGAUGCUAAAUACUUUUAGUUUAUUAACUAAAACAGAUAAAUCUUCAGCUCAAAGGUAA